Molecule: messenger RNA, 789 nt
Organism: Exaiptasia diaphana
Lineage: Eukaryota; Metazoa; Cnidaria; Anthozoa; Actiniaria; Aiptasiidae
Exons: 3
Coding region: 39-449 (136 amino acids)
Source: RefSeq, a predicted model, not a curated record
UUUUGUUGUUUUAUAAACACGCUUCAAGAAGCAGUUGAAUGGAAAACGACAGCAUUUCAGAUUCAGAACGGCACAACGGCGAACAAAAGGCAAUGGAGGAUCAGAACGAUAGUUUGAGAGAAUUUAUAGCUACUGAAUGUAAAGAACAACUCCAAAAACAAGGAAAUGAUGAUGGUAUUGAUGCAGAAAGAAUGAACCAGUUUUUCCAGCGUGCUAUAUCAGAAAGUGAAAGAAUGAAUGCCGAAGUAUCAAAGUGUCAUGCAAAACAACAAAAACUAUAUGAUGAACUUGGAAAACAUAUGUUUGAGAGCUGGUCUAAAGACCAUGCUUCUGAAGUUUUGACCACUGAACAGUACCAGUCUUGGUUGAAUCAUGAAAAAGAACAUGCCAGAAUCUUACAGGAAAAAAUGAACUUUGAGCAAAGCAGCAAAGAUGACUCUUGUAGAUAACUUUCUAGUUUUCUUAAAUAAAAUAUAAAAGUAGAAACUCAAAAUAAUACCUGAACAAUAUGUUUCCAUAUGUUACUGAUCUUAUGUAACUGUUUCAGUCUAAAAGUUGUUCAUUGUCUCAAAUGCAAUCUUAUAAGUUUGCAACAACAAUAUAUUUUGUAUUAUCAAGUUGUUGAUAGUUCAAAGGAAGGGGUGGGGAAUGGUUCAACAGGAUUUUUAGGGACAAUGAGAUCAAGGUGGAGAUUGAGACUAACUAUAUGUGAGACGUCCAAAAACUGAAUUCAAGAUAUUUUACAUUUUCUGAGAAUGAAAUAUAACAUAGAGUAAUAUAUCAGCCCUA